AUGGCCGCCAAACAGAAUCUCGGAGAUUUGCAAUUUGUGUUUAGAAAUGGGGUCAAGAUGCCAGCUGUAGGAUUAGGAACGUAUCGUGUCCGUGACAAUGAAGUUUUACAUAGAGCAAUUGAUUAUGCUCUAGGGGCUGGGUACAGACUGUUUGACACUGCUGCAGUCUAUCAUAAUGAAAAGUUCCUAGGAAACGCGUUAAGACAAUUAUUACCAAAACAUGGGCUUGUCCGCGAGGAUGUCUUUAUUACAACUAAAUUGUCCCCAUCGGACCUUGGAGGUGAAUUUGUUCAAAAUGCAUUUGAAACAUCUUUACAAAAUUUAGGAUUUGACUAUAUAGACUUGUAUCUAAUCCAUUUUCCUGGUGCGGCCAGAAUAAAUGCACAAAACCCCAGAAAUGCGGCAUUGCGCGUUGAAACUUGGGAUGCUUUCACUAAACUUUACGAGCAAGGUAAGGUCAAAGCGAUUGGGGUAUCCAAUUUUACAGUGAAACAUCUGUCGCAAUUAGCCGAAGGAAGCAAUGUAUUACCAAUGGUAAACCAGGUUGAAUGGCAUCCACAUUAUUACCAAACUGAUUUGUUAAACUAUUGCGAAAGUAACAAUAUUCGUCUUCAAGCCUAUUGUUCUUUUGGAGGAUUGGCGAUAAGCAACAAUUCAUUAGUGGACGAUCCAAUAAUUAAAGAUAUAUCUAGAACAUACCAAGUUACUCCGGCACAAGUUCUACUCGCGUGGGCUAUUCAAAAAGGAGUUGCUGUUAUUCCAAAGUCGACUAAUGAGCAUCGAAUCAAAGAAAAUAUUCAAAUCAAUUUUAGACUUUCACAAAACGAUCUCUCGCUAAUUAACAGCCUUGGUUCCAUAAACUGUAAGUAUGCUUGGGAUCCUAAUCCUAUUGCA
Brenthis ino (lesser marbled fritillary) is the source of this 894-nucleotide messenger RNA. NCBI's taxonomy places the organism in Eukaryota, Metazoa, Arthropoda, Insecta, Lepidoptera, Nymphalidae. The record is from the annotation of a GenBank genome assembly.